Molecule: messenger RNA, 1011 nt
Organism: Ostertagia ostertagi
Lineage: Eukaryota; Metazoa; Nematoda; Chromadorea; Rhabditida; Trichostrongylidae
Source: the annotation of a GenBank genome assembly
AUGGGAAGGAAGGCGGCGCUGUCGUCGACACUUUCUAGAACGAGGACAUACGAAGACAUCAUGAAGAAAUCUGUUGGACUCGCACAGCAAGUUAUAACCGCUGUCGGGUGCGCAAAUGGUAACGGAGGAAGGCAUCUUGGCUGUGAACAUGCUGUGAAUGUUGUACGUAACUCGAAAUUCCUUUCGCAACUGCGAGUUCCUAUCCACUGGAAAAAUUUGAUCGAAGAAGUAGAGACCGGACGACAAUUCGCUGCUCUUCCAGGUGUUACACAGACGUGCAGGGAGCUAGCUUUUCAUACGAGGAACGCUAUCGAGAACAAGGAAGACCUAUUGGUGCUGGGAGGUGAUCACAGCUGUGCGAUAGGAACAUGGAGUGGGGUUGCAUCAGCAAUACGACCAUACGGUGAUCUCGGUCUCAUUUGGAUCGACGCACAUAUGGAUGCCCAUACGCCUUCGUCAACACCGUCCGGCAAUAUCCAUGGAAUGCCGGUAGCCCAUCUGCUCGGCUACGGCGACAAAAAUCUGAUCCGAAUCGGUGAUCGCCUGCCGAAAAUCCUCCCUCACAAUAUGUGCAUGGUCGGUAUCCGAAGCUACGAAAAUGGUGAACAGGAACUCCUUGAACGUCUCGGAGUACGUAUUUUCUAUAUGGACGAGGUAGAGCGACGAGGCAUCGCUGAAGUGAUGCACGAGGCCCUCUACAUGGUUACCAGAAAUACAGUUGGAUUCGGAAUGUCGAUCGACAUCGAUGGAUUCGACGUGGCCGAUGCUCCAGCUGUUGGUACACCGGCCGAGAACGGCAUCGUGGCCAGUGAGUUCCUCCGAGCAGUACUCACAUUGGACCUCUCGAAACUCCUCGCCACAGAAAUCGUGGAAUUCCUCCCGAAACUGGAUGACCCUCACAAGUCAAGCGAAAGGUUGGUUGUGAGCCUGAUGGAGUCAAUCUAUCUCACGAAAUUCUUUCAACACGAGACAACGGCCGCCAUUGAGCAACGAAUGCAAGCCAAUGCGUAA